Molecule: messenger RNA, 2067 nt
Organism: Entamoeba invadens IP1
Lineage: Eukaryota; Evosea; Mastigamoebida; Endamoebidae
Exons: 1
Coding region: 1-2067 (688 amino acids)
Source: RefSeq, a predicted model, not a curated record
AUGCCACGUAAGAGUAAGAAGGAUGUCACAACCACCAACGAAGAUACUCCUUCCAAAAAAAAAGAGGUGGGAAAAAAGACGACUAUAAAACAAAAGGUGAAGGUUGAAACAAAAACAGAGAAUAAAUUGCCAAAGGAAAAAAACACAGUGACUUACAUUGGGUCGGUUUUGCUUGGGUUAUCUGAGCUUCAACUUGUGGUACCGUAUUUACAAAAUGUGAAGUACGCCAAACGAUUUUUGAGAGUAUCAAAAAAAGCACAACAAGCUCUCAUGUUGCUCAGAAAAAAUGUCAUAUACCCAACAGAACUAUUGGAAGUAUAUCCAGUACCCCAAAAGAAGUUUUCAGUGAGUGACUUUUGUAAUACCACUUUUAUAGAAUCACCAUUUUGGCAGGCGGAGUUUGUCAAAGCAUUUACUUUGAUUCCAGAGGUGACGAUCCUUGAAAUUCCAUACUCACUGUUAUUUACGUUUCGAGUACCGGAAUCAGUCCAAGAAAUUCAUGUGACAGACAGCCCCCAAAAAUACACCGACAAGGUAACGAACAAUUUUAAAUUGUUUGCAAACAAAAUCACAUCAUUUUGUGCAACAAACGUGUCGGAACUCAUGUGUUACAAAAAUGUUGAACGGUUCUCGCAUGUAAACUUUGCAUAUUAUAAAUUAAUAACACCCACUAAUUUCCCAAAGUUGAAGUAUGUGCAAUUUGAUGUAAACAAAUAUACACUCACUGAAAAGGUCGUCCGUGCAUUUACGCAAGUCAUUUCGGAAUUCAAUUCGCUGAAAGUUGUUAUUGUGUCAAACGACCAUGAGAAUUAUAAUGGGACUUAUCAUCUGUUUGACAAAAGAAAUGUGACGCUGUGUGUCAGAAAUUUCACACUACAAAUGAUGAACACAAAAGAUUUGAUUCUUCUCGACACAAAGAAUUUUAAAGUUGAAGACUUUCAUUCAAAAAACACACGGCAGCUCAUAUGUAACUACUUCGACAAGUACAUGCCUUUUAAUAUUGUGAUGACAAGUGGUAGAAACGUUUACGAUGCGUCUGUUCGACGUAUUGAUUUGUCUAAAUACCCAUUUUAUGGGUGUUGUCAGUUGAAUAACAUUUAUGGGUACUCGUUCGACAUUCCACAGAACGUUGAUGAAAUAGUUAUGAAGGACAGUGUCUCUUUAAUGAACUUAGAAAAGAGCAACAUAAAGAAACUCACUGUUCCAGUUAAUUACAACAUUCCACUUGUUCUACCAAAGACUUUAAAAGGAUUACAAUUCCCAACUGACGUUGUCAAUACAGUAGAAAACCUGGGAGAGAUUCAAUUUGAGGAUCUUGGGAUCGACGUUGUGAGGAAAUUGAGUGUGUUACCCGACUCUUUAACUUCAUUGAAAAUAAGAAUUACGUCAUACUCACCAUCACUGGUGGGAUUGACCAAUUUGAAGGAAUUUCGAAGGUGUGGACAAAACAAAAGAGAUCGAUUUGAAUUUCCUGAAAGCUUGACUGAGCUUCAUAUGGUCAACUUCAACGGGGAUUACUCGGACGGAUAUGACAGUACUAUCAAAAAGUUGGUUCUAAUCAACUCGAAAAUUCCACCAAAGAGCGACAACAUUAAAACCCUGAUGGUGCGGUGGUUCUAUAUUAUACACAAUGACAUCAACUUAAACCAAUUUGUUCGAACAAAAGAACUUCAUUUAAACCUUGUUGGUGAGGAAGUCCAAAUAGCUUUUCCGUUAAAUUUGCGUAAGCUGUUUCUUACAAACGCAAAAAUCACAAAUAUAAAUUUGGAGUUGUGUACUAAACUCGUAGAAAUCUGUUUUGACACCGUUUUCUACGAAUCACUGCACUUGCCAAAGUCUUUAAAAUUCAUCAAGAUGACAAACGUCCCAAUUUAUGAAGACAUGUUUGACGUGUUUUAUAAUUUAAAAAAUCUUCAAGUGGCGUUCUUGCCAGAUGUUACGGAGUUUCCAAGAGGCUGUCUUGUCCCAUGUACAUUGAGUGGGAGUUAUCCUUCGAGGGAUCCGUAUCGUGCUGAAGAAGAAAUAUUUCGCAGAGGAAUUUUUUCGAUUUUUUCUUUGACGCCGUGA